Messenger RNA from Carassius carassius (crucian carp), 2818 nucleotides. Its product is annotated as transmembrane 7 superfamily member 3-like. The transcript has 12 exons. NCBI's taxonomy places the organism in Eukaryota, Metazoa, Chordata, Actinopteri, Cypriniformes, Cyprinidae. The record is from RefSeq and is a predicted model, not a curated record. The coding region runs from base 121 to 1833 and encodes 570 amino acids.
GUUAACUCGAAAGUUGUUACCUUGUAGCGCAAUCGAGGAGCGAGUGACGCUUCCGGGGGCUUCAACGCGAAGCUUCAGCAUGUGAGUCCUGGAUUUGAUCGCAGCUGCUAGAGCGUGUUUAUGGACUGGACUGACCCGGGAAAAAUGCCACUGAAGAGAGAAUGCUUGGUUCUUUUGCUCGUCUUGUCGUGGGUCAGUUCCCUGCGCGCUCAGGAUGAGAACCAUGUGAUGUUUUCACUGGGAACCUUCCAGAAUGUGAGUGUCCCAGUCAACGGGACGGUUAAAGCUGUCGUUUCCCGGAUUCCAGCUGAUGUUUCCUUCUUAACCCUGCAGUUUCAUACACAUCACCGCAAUGUUACACUCUCAUAUACACCGAUCCCACUUUAUGGUUUUUCGGUCACGGCAGCAGAUGCUGGUCUGUUAUCCACCUUGACACUUAGCCAGACCGAUGUCUCGUGGUUCCUGAAGACGCCCGAUGGGAGCAGCACUGCUGGAGUUGGUGUGAUUUUGCCGUACACCAGCGCUGAUCCCGUUCCUGGAGCCUGCAAUCAGGUAUUCCCGCUGGAGAUUGAUCCAAACAUCUACCUGGAAUACAACCUGUUUGAGACCACGAUUACCUUUGCGCCUGCUAACAUCGGAUACGAAAGAGGGGAGAGUCCGCCGGCGUGUGACGUGGACAUGGGCUCCAGCACUCGUUGGCGAUUGGUGUAUGAGCUGUAUCAGUACUUCCUGCCGGAAGGCGACCUAUCAGAGCAGAGUCUGAUCAGCGGUUUGGAGAGAGCGGCCAAUGUGCAGAACGUGCUAGACAACAGCAGAAAGGUGGUGUCUUUAUCCUCUCGUGACCGGACGCAGUUCUCCUUCAGCUCUCUGUCCGGUCAGGGUGUGAUUUUCAGUGUAAUUGUGCGAGAUCCAAUGUUGAACACAUCAGCGUCUUACGUCCCCGUCCACACGUACGCCUGCAGCUUCAACUCCACGCUGGACGGAUGCAGUGAUUUAGGGAGAGUUUCUACUAAAGUGUUUUUCACUGUGAUUGGUUUGGCCGGGCUGUUUGUGUGUUUCGUGGGUCACCGCUUCUUCAAAUGUGAGCUGUUCUGUAUGGGAUUCUGCUUUAUGGCGUUUGUCUUCUUUGUCCUGAUCACCACAACCACAGCGCUGGAAUAUGACAUUCGAUUGGCUCUGACAGCGCUGAUGGGCGUGGUCGGGGGUGUGGCUAUGGUGAUGAGCUGGUGGCGGUUCGGUUCGGUCAUGGCCUGUGUGUUGGUGGUAGGACUCAUUCUUGGAUUUCUCAUCUCAUCCAUUGCCUUCUUCACUCCACUUGGCGAUCUUCCUGUAUUCCAUAAUGAUGUGGUAUUCUGGGUGGUGUUUGUUUGCAUUAUGGUGUUUGUUCCUCCGUUCUUCAUCAGGUGGCCUAGAGAGGGCAAUAUAAUUACAUGUGGUAUGGUCGGCGGGUAUGCAGUGGUCCUGGCCGUCAACGACUACACCUACACCAGUCUGUCCUACAUCACGCUGGACGUCCUCAAACGCCUCCUCAACCACAACUUCAGCCGAGCGUUCAUCUCCGUCCCGCUGCAGGACAUCGAUUUCAUCCUGAUCACCUUGUGGGUCGUUAUGGGGGUUUCGGGGAUUGUCAUGCAGCUGUAUCGGGAGAAAUCACGGCCGUUUUUCCCGCCGAGCCCGUAUGUGAUGUGGAAGCAAGACCGAGAGCGCAGGAAGACCAACGUUCUGGAUCCCAGCCACCACAAGCCAUCUUUAUCAGCCCGAAUCCUCGGACGCAUUCGCCAGCUCACACAGCACGCAGAACCAGCCGGAGAAACCACACCGCUACUACUUUAACCUUUGACCUUUGACUUGAAGUCAGUUCACUGUUAGUUCUUCCCCUCCAGAUAACGGCUGCUCAAGCCUGUUGGAAACAUAUUGCAAUAUACAUGAGGAUUGAGCUUGAUCUUUAGAGCCUAAAGACUUCGAUGAGUAACCGAUGGAGGAUAAAAGAGCAGCUCACACACGGUGAAGACUAUGUGCACUUGUGUGUGUGUUCCCAGCAGUGCUUGAUCCCAUUGCUGUUUCCAGAUAAUUAAUUAACUGACCUCUACUGUAACUAUAUACAUCAGCUGCCACAGUGUGCUUUUAGAUGCAUUUUAGCAGCAUAGAGGAAACGUUCAGUGAUUUUGGAGAUUUUUAAACUUUUUUUUUACUACGUCUGGUUAGUAUAUGAGUGAAUGAGAGAUUUUUAAAGAUGUUCACCAUUAAAAUGAAUGUUUAAGAUGCUGCGAUUGCAGACCAAAUGAACCGGUGUUCAUUAGUAGCCACUAUAAGCCUCUACGGCUGAUGUUUGAGUGUUUUCUGUGUCUGAGCGCGUAUGAGUCUCAGUGGAUCCUCACUGGGGUUUGGAGAUCAUGAUAGAAAUAAUGAGCUUAUUUUGACAGUGUUCCUGUGGGAAUUUGACUGCUGCUUCGCUGCGCUGGUGUACAACACUCAAUAACGAGGAUUUUAAAUGCGGUGUAAGAUGAAUCUUGAGUGUUUUUCUGUGCUUUAUAAAUGGAUGUGUAGCUCUUACGGAGACACAAACCCAAGUAAGAUCUCUGACAGACUCCAGCUUAGUAAAUCAGUAGUUUUGCAUUAAUCAUGGAUUCAGUCCUGGUUUCCUCUCAGGGUUUCUUCAUGUGAUCUUUGUGUCUUUCACAGAAGCAAACUUUUUCUAAAGCAUUUAAAACAUAUAGUGAUGUUAAAAUAGUUUUUUAGCAGUAUGCAUUAUCUCUGUUUUGUAAUUUAAAUAAUUGUCUAAAUUAAAUGUUUAAUAAAGUUGUCAUUUGUGCCAUAA